AUGCUUUAUCGUUCAUUUUGGAUUGGCCUUUCCCGUGUUCAGUUUGCACAUCCUCUUAACGAUCCUACAGUACAUUCUGCAUGGUUGGACGGUACGCCUGUCGACUACGGACGUUAUGAUGGACUCCCAAUACCCAGUCGUGAUGUUCGUCCAUGGGCGUAUGGCAGUCCAUCUUCCUUAAAUGCUACUACUAGUGGGGAGAUUGAGGGAUGUACAAUGAUGUUUCUUAACGAUACAACUCCUCUGUGGAACGACAUUUCGUGUUACGCUUUGCUCGGAGGUGGAAUUUGUAAAAGAAACUGUUCGGCUGACUGUCCAAACGAGGAUAAUUCAACCACCACAACCUCGUCUACAACAACAGCAGUUGGACUAACAACACAAACACCCGAAGAGGCAACAACUGAGGUGCAAUACGACGAAGCUACAACAGAAGAUACAGAAACAUCUACUCCUAAUAGUUGUGGAAACAAUUCGAAUAUAUGUGGGGCAGAUGGUUGGAAGUGGAAAUGUUUCAAAAAUGGCAAAUGUUAUAGUUACCAUAAAUAUUCUGUAAAGGGAAGCUAUUGGAAGGCUCUUGCGAAAUGUCGCAAGCACCACGCCUCCGUAUGCUCCAUUGAGUCUGAGGACGAGAAUGAACAUGUAUGUAAGCAUUAUUGUGGGUGUAAAGGAAAGGAUGUUUGGAUUGAUAUGCACCGUAUGGUGACUGAGGAUGGUGCUAAUAUUGAAUGCUUGGAUGGUGAAGAUAGGCAAUGCUAUUACGAAACUGUAAUUAUUAUAAAAUUUAAUAAUAAGGGUCAUAGUGGACAUGUGGGCCUUUACUUUUCUUCAUUUGUCAGAACAUUCUAUCUAACAUCAGCUAAGUUGGUCCUGAGUUGGUGA
This is a messenger RNA of Meloidogyne enterolobii, 879 nucleotides long. The record is from the annotation of a GenBank genome assembly. NCBI's taxonomy places the organism in Eukaryota, Metazoa, Nematoda, Chromadorea, Rhabditida, Meloidogynidae.